ACCCAACCCAACCCUCAUCCUUUCAUUCCUCAGUCAUAACAUAACCCUUGUUCCUUCUCCCUAUCUAUCUCUUUCUACUCUGCAUCUUCAAAUUAGGGUUUAGGGUUAUCUAUCACUCUGUCAUGGCUGCUCAGAUACACGGUCUCGGAACCCCCAUUUUCACCACACCACUCAACAAAUCCAAUUCCCGAACUGUUUUCUUAGGCCAAGCACUCACUUGUAAUUACAAACCCUUUCCAUUUCUAAAGCUCAAGACCAGUGUUAACCACACCAGGAGGACCAGGUCCCACACUCUCCGAGUCGUCAAUGAGAAAGUCGUCGGUAUCGAUUUGGGAACCACCAACUCCGCCGUCGCCGCCAUGGAGGGUGGUAAACCCACCAUCAUAACCAACGCCGAGGGCCAGAGAACCACCCCCUCCGUCGUCGCCUACACCAAAAACGGUGACAGGCUCGUUGGUCAAAUCGCCAAGCGUCAGGCCGUGGUCAACCCUGAGAACACUUUUUUCUCCGUCAAGAGGUUCAUUGGGAGGAAGAUGUCCGAGGUCGACGAAGAGUCCAAGCAGGUCUCUUACAGGGUCAUCAGGGACGAGAAUGGCAACGUCAAGCUCGAUUGCCCCGCUAUUGGCAAGAGUUUCGCUGCCGAAGAAAUCUCUGCUCAGGUCUUGAGGAAGCUUGUAGAUGAUGCUUCCAAGUUUUUGAAUGAUAAAGUCACCAAGGCAGUAGUUACUGUCCCUGCUUACUUCAAUGAUUCCCAAAGAACUGCUACCAAGGAUGCUGGCAAGAUUGCUGGUUUAGAAGUUCUUCGUAUUAUCAAUGAACCCACUGCUGCAUCCUUGGCUUAUGGCUUUGAAAGGAAAAACAAUGAAACUAUCUUGGUAUUUGACCUUGGAGGUGGUACUUUUGAUGUCUCAGUGCUUGAGGUUGGUGAUGGAGUGUUUGAAGUCUUGUCUACUUCUGGUGAUACACACUUAGGUGGUGAUGACUUUGAUAAGAGAAUUGUCGAUUGGCUGGCUGCAGACUUCAAGAGAAAUGAAGGUAUAGACCUUUUGAAAGACAAACAAGCUCUUCAGCGUCUCACUGAAACUGCUGAGAAAGCUAAAAUGGAGCUCUCAUCAUUGACUCAAACUAACAUCAGUUUGCCGUUCAUAACUGCAACAGCAGAUGGCCCCAAGCAUAUUGAGACCACCCUUACAAGGGCUAAGUUUGAGGAAUUAUGUUCAGAUCUCCUUGACAGGCUUAGGACGCCAGUGGAAAAUUCGUUAAGGGAUGCAAAACUCUCAUUUAAGGAUCUUGAUGAGGUGAUUCUUGUGGGUGGAUCAACACGUAUCCCUGCAGUCCAGGAACUGGUGAAGAAGAUGACUGGGAAGGACCCUAAUGUCACUGUCAAUCCAGAUGAAGUGGUUGCCCUUGGAGCUGCAGUUCAGGCUGGUGUCUUGGCUGGGGAUGUCAGUGACAUUGUGCUGUUGGAUGUUACUCCCUUAUCCAUUGGUCUGGAAACUCUAGGUGGCGUAAUGACGAAAAUCAUCCCGCGGAACACUACUCUUCCCACUUCCAAAUCAGAGGUUUUCUCCACUGCUGCUGAUGGUCAGACCAGUGUAGAGAUCAAUGUCCUCCAGGGUGAGAGAGAAUUUGUUAGGGAUAACAAAUCUCUUGGUAGCUUCCGCUUGGACGGUAUCCCUCCGGCCCAACGUGGUGUUCCCCAGAUUGAGGUGAAGUUUGACAUUGAUGCCAAUGGUAUUCUCUCUGUCACGGCUGUGGACAAGGGCACAGGGAAAAAGCAAGAUAUUACCAUUACUGGAGCUAGCACCUUGCCUAAUGAUGAGGUGGACAGGAUGGUGAAGGAGGCUGAGAGAUUUGCAAAGGAGGACAAAGAAAGGAGGGAUGCAAUCGACACAAAGAACCAAGCAGACUCUGUUGUGUACCAGACUGAGAAACAGUUGAAGGAACUUGGAGACAAGGUUCCUGGCCCUGUGAAAGAGAAGGUUGAAGCCAAACUGGGAGAGCUUAAAGAUGCAAUUUCCGGUGGUUCAACCCAAGAUAUUAAAGAUGCCAUGGCUGCCCUGAAUCAGGAAGUUAUGCAGAUUGGUCAGUCCCUCUACAACCAGCCAGGAGCAGCUACAGGUCCAGGAGGGCCUACACCACCUGGCCCUGAGUCUGGCUCCUCAGAAUCACCAUCAUCAGGCAAGGGACCCGAUGGGGAUGUGAUCGAUGCAGAUUUUACCGACUCUAAAUGAGUUAUAGAGAAUAUUAUCUAAUACUUUUCUUUUUCUUUCUUUCUUUUUGGUGCUAAAUUCUUAGUGAUUUUUGUGAAUGGAGUGGACUGUGGACGUCUUUCCAUUUAAAAUUAGACGGGUUUUCUUUUAUAGGGUGCUUAUUGAUGCUCGUAUUUGUAACUUGGAAAUUUUGUUUGUGAAAUACGGGUAAUAUUAUGGGUGAAA
Messenger RNA from Lotus japonicus, 2438 nucleotides. RefSeq names its product stromal 70 kDa heat shock-related protein, chloroplastic. The coding region runs from base 123 to 2234 and encodes 703 amino acids. Gene Ontology annotation, molecular function: misfolded protein binding; ATP binding; ATP-dependent protein folding chaperone. Gene Ontology annotation, biological process: protein refolding; cellular response to unfolded protein. The transcript is spliced from 8 exons. Lineage: Eukaryota; Viridiplantae; Streptophyta; Magnoliopsida; Fabales; Fabaceae. Gene Ontology annotation, cellular component: chloroplast; cytoplasm. The record is from RefSeq and is a predicted model, not a curated record.